AUGAUGGCCGAGUUCCCCCUCGACCCUCAGCUUGCAAAGAUGCUCAUCGCAAGUCCAGAAUUCAAAUGUAGUAACGAAAUUCUCACCAUCACUGCUAUGCUUUCAGUUCCCAAUAUCUGGGUUCGACCGGCUAAUGCAGCCAAAGCUCUUCUAUCGGUCCCCAACAGCGAUCAUCUGACGCUCCUCAAUGUUCAUAAUCAGUAUCAUCGAAACAAGUACGACAAGAAUUGGGCAUGGCAAAAUCAUGUCUCUGGGCGAGCUUUAGCUCAGGCAGAGAACGUUCGUGGUCAGCUUCAGCGAACGAUGGAACGAUUCGAAAUAGAAUUGGUCUCGCUUUCGGACGAAAAGAAACUUUACCAGAAUGUUCGAAAGGCAUUGGUUAUCGGCUUCUUCAUGCAGGUGGCCCACAAGGAGGGGGAAAAGGGUAGUUACCUUACUGUCAAGGACAAUCAGAAUGUUGCACUUCAUCCCUCUUGUGGUCUGGAUUCACAGCCUGAGUGGGUUCUGUUCAAUGAAUUUGUUUUGACGAAGCGCCCAUACAUUCGGACAAAUACUGAUGUUCGGGGAGAAUGGUUACUGGAGUUGGCCUCGCAAUAUUAUGAUCUCUCAUCCUUCCCCGAUGGCGAGACGAAGCGCACUCUGCAGCGUAUGGCCAAGCGCGGGAAGUCUGGUAAUCGAGGGGACUUGCGCCAGAAGAAAGAAAAAGUAAACCUUUCGCACGGGUGUAGGAUUAGAUACUACACACCAGCGAAUUCGAACUGA
Marasmius oreades (fairy-ring Marasmius) is the source of this 762-nucleotide messenger RNA. RefSeq lists its product as uncharacterized. The record is from RefSeq and is a predicted model, not a curated record. Gene Ontology annotation, molecular function: RNA binding. The transcript has 6 exons. Lineage: Eukaryota; Fungi; Basidiomycota; Agaricomycetes; Agaricales; Marasmiaceae. The coding region runs from base 1 to 762 and encodes 253 amino acids. Gene Ontology annotation, cellular component: intracellular anatomical structure; spliceosomal complex.